Molecule: messenger RNA, 1703 nt
Organism: Papilio machaon (common yellow swallowtail)
Lineage: Eukaryota; Metazoa; Arthropoda; Insecta; Lepidoptera; Papilionidae
Product: RING finger and SPRY domain-containing protein 1
Exons: 8
Coding region: 1-1578 (525 amino acids)
Cellular component (GO): cytoplasm
Molecular function (GO): ubiquitin-protein transferase activity; protein binding
Source: RefSeq, a predicted model, not a curated record
AUGGAAGGUGUAAUGGACCAUUUAAUCGACUACGAGUAUUUACGUAGGUCAAGACCAAAUGAAAUUUGGGAACCUCGCGUUAUAAGGAACGUAAUUUUGCAAAUAUUACGAAAAUUAAGGCCGAGUAAUAGAGUGCCACAUAGAUUUGAAUCAAUGCUGAACUUCAUUAUACAUGUUUCAAUGAUUGAAACAAAUUGGCUGACAGUAGCCAGCAGUCUGAUGGAGAAUAUGCCAACUUGUCCUUAUACAAUAAUAACGAUUGCAGUUAUUAUGCGCGAAAUUCCAAGUCCACAAGUGACUACAGUCAGCAUGGUGUUGAACGAGCAAUACCAAUUGUCUCAGAACCGCGCUGUGGCGCCCGACUUCGACAUUAGAAUUGAGAAGAACAUUUGUUUAGUUCUUAACUGUUUAGCGGAGAAGUUAGUCGGGACUCAUAGUACGGCAAUAUUUACGGAUAAUGUGUGCAGCUACUUAUGCCACAUUUUUAUAAAUAGUAGAAAUCAUAAUGAUCUGGAGUUACAAAUGAGAGCUUUACUUGCACUUGAAAAAUUUGCUGCCACCAAAGAAAAUAAGGCAAUGAUAGUGGGAAGAUUGUCACAACUAAACAUAAAUCAUUUAUCUAAUUUAGAGACAUUCUUUAUGGAUAUUUCUGGGGAACAUGGAGUUCGGCGCGAGGUUGGAUAUUGCGCCAAAUGGGCGCUGGAUAAUAUCUUUCCAAAACCAGGCAGACAAUUGUCCUAUGAUACAGUGAAUAUAGCAACUAUAAAUGGUAUGCUUAAAAAUGAUAGUGGAAAUAUCUAUCUGAAGUAUUCACCAGAUCUUAUGGAAAUUAGGAAUGAUACCAUAUUGUCUCAAACAUUACAUGGGACCUGUGAGGUGGAGGAAGGAAUGUGGUUCUAUGAGAUUACCAUGAUUACUGAAGGUUCCUUAACCGUUGGUUGGGCAUCUACCGGCGUUGACACGGGAGGAACAAUAACUCCUUUUUUUAAAUUGUAUUUUUCUGGUAUUAUUUCACAGGAGAAAUCAGUCGGUGAUGAUAUGUUUUCAUUAGGUUAUGAAGGCAACUACAGAUUAUUGUGGUAUAAUGGAAAUCCCUAUAUUAUUUCUCUGGGAAGGUGGAGGGUGGAUGAAGUGUUAGGUUGCCUUCUCGACAUUACUAACAAGAGUAUCUCUUUCUUUCUGAAUGGGUUCGAAGUCGUAAUGAAUUCCAAUGAUUUCUUUUCACCCACAAGGCCACCAAAGAAAUUCUUCCCGGCGAUUACAAUAGCGCCCUUCCAACAGUGCAUCGUGAACUUUGGCCAGAAACCUUUCCGCAGCGCGCCGGAGGGUGUACAAUUCUCCGCGCUCAGCUCUGUCGGUCAACUCACUCCGCAGCAGAGGAUGGUAAUUAUCUAUAUACAUUCGACAUUCCUGACAAUUUUCAGCAACAAAUUGAUUGUUUUUUGUUGUCAGAUUUACGGAAUGCCGCGCAGUGCGAUGCAAGAACGGCAAGCGUCGUUCAAUGCGAGCGAGGACGCGUGCGACAUUUGCUGCGACCGCGCCGUCGACGUCACGCUGCGUCCCUGCGGACAUCGGUGAGUCUCUCUAUCUCACUACAUCCAUUCUUUUCAGAGUGCCUGUGUUGACUUGGAGAGUUCAUUUUCAUCACAACAAGUCUACAAAUUAUUUAUAAUCAUUUUGUAUUUUUAAUUGUAGCUUAUUUA